Columba livia (rock pigeon) is the source of this 2959-nucleotide messenger RNA. RefSeq names its product RNA binding motif protein 45 (gene RBM45). The transcript has 9 exons. Gene Ontology annotation, molecular function: mRNA binding. The record is from RefSeq and is a predicted model, not a curated record. The coding region runs from base 332 to 1588 and encodes 418 amino acids. Gene Ontology annotation, cellular component: nucleus. Lineage: Eukaryota; Metazoa; Chordata; Aves; Columbiformes; Columbidae.
GCGACACGGCUCCUGGCCGGGCACUGCCAAGGGCGGCGGGGAGCCCGGGGGCGCCUCUCCUGGGUACCAGCCCUCCAGGUCACACCGCACAGCCCAGCCAAAAGCCACGCUGCCCCAUCCGCAGGCCAGCCGCUGAAGUCCGGCGUGGAGCAGGCCACAAAACCCUCCUAACCUCCCACAGCCAGCGAAGCCUCGGCCCAGAUUAGGGGCAGAGAGGCGGGCGGGGCGCGGCGGAAGAGGCGGAGGAUACGUCGUUUCCCCGGCGGAAGGAGGGUUGCGAUCGUUCCCCGCCGGCCUCCGAGAAAAGCCAGUGGUCCCCCGCGGCCUCACUAUGGAGGAGAGCAGUGGUUUCCGUUUGUCGGCUGAGUGCCUGGAUGAGCCGCCCAACAGCCGCAUCUUCGUGGUGCUGGGCAAGGACACCGGGGAGGCACUGAUCCGGGAGCGCUUCUCGCCCUUCGGGGACAUCCAGAACAUCUGGCUGCUGCGUGACAAGCGCACCAAUGAGUCCCGCGGCAUCGCCUUCAUCAAGUUCGCCCGCAGCUCGCAGGCCUGCAAGGCCAUGGAGGAGAUGCACGGCCGCAGCCUGGCCCCCGACACCAAGCCCAUCAAGGUAUUUAUCGCACAGUCAAGAGCUUCUGGAAGCCACCGAGACGUUGAAGAUGAGGAGCUUACGCGAAUCUUUGUUAUGAUACCAAAAACCUAUACGGAGGAAGAUCUGCGAGAGAAAUUUAAGAUGUAUGGAGACAUUGAAUAUUGCAGCAUUAUUAAAAACAAGACUACUGGAGAAAGUAAAGGUUUGGGCUACGUGAGGUAUUUAAAACCAUCGCAAGCUGCCCGAGCAAUUGAAGAGUGUGACCGAAGCUUCAGGGCCAUUUUGGCUGAACCUAAAAAUAAGUCAUCAGAGUCUUUCGAACAUGAUUAUUACUGUAAUAACAUGAGGCAAGACAUUAGAGGAAAUACGCUUCAGUUUUGUGGGCAGCCAGAGUUUUGUAGUUUUGAAAAAAACGAGAGCAGAAUUCAAGAGUCAGUCUCCAAACGUCUGUCAGUGUUAUCGCGGCUUCCCUUUAUCCAAGAGCAGCUGUUCGCCCUCUUUGAUCUAGUCCCAGGACUGGAGUAUUGUGAUGUUCAGCGCGAUCCUCAUACAAAUAGUGGUUACGCUGUGAUUCAGUACAGUACUGCUGCAUCAGCUAUAUAUGCCAAGUAUAAACUACAUGGUUUUGAGUAUCCUCCUGGAAAUCGAUUAACUGUAACUUUCCUAGAAGAUGGGAAUGAUAGCUCAGACCUUAUCAGAAAAAUGGCAACGCAGCUGGUAACGGCACAGGUGUCAUCAGUGUUGCGGAACAGCAAUGCAGUUGUUCAGCAGUAUAGGACACCUCCUCAGGUGUUUGGAGGAGCUUCUGGCCCACAGUUACUUCAGCCCCAGACAGAUGCCGUACUUCCACCAAUCAAAAAAAAAGUUCCACCUGACACUUCCGUGAAGGAAAGGCUUUUCGUACUUUUUCAUCCUCAUCCUUUACCUGUAAAUGUAUUGGAGGAUGUGUUCUGUAUACUCAUGAAGAAAAAGACAUUUCCUUCUUGUAAUAGCUGACAUUUGCGAUACAUCAUUGGAAAGCCGAAGUAUUUUCAAAGCACUGGGAGGCGAAAGAAACAAUAUGCAUCUGUGUGGAAAACUACUUAUUUGAUACACUGGAUUUUCUUAAUCAGAUGCUGGAGAAGAAAAAGACUAUGCAUGCUAGUCUUGACACUUACAGGACUUCAGUAUGGACCAAGUGGACUUUAUUUUUUAAAAACAGUUUUUAAGGAACUGUGGGAAUCUCCUGAGGACUGGAAAUCUGGGGGUUUCCCUCAAGCUUCAGCUCUUGCUUUGAGUCAUUUCAGUGAGACCUUUUUGAAGAUGAGUCAUAACUGAACAAGUUCAUUAAAGUUUAGCCUCUGAAUUAUCUGCUGGUUUAUGUGUGUGUAUGUUCUUUAUGGUUCAUUUGUUGUUGUUUUGUGUGUGUGUGUUGUGGGUUUGUUUUUGUUUGUUUGUUUGUUUGUUUUUGUGGCUUUUUGUUGUUGUUUUUUGUGGGUUUUUUUUAAAUGCCACUUACUGUUUGGGGACUAUGGUAUUGUUUGGUUUUACAUAUUCUUUUAAAUGAGAUAAAUCACUGGUGCUUGUGGUUAUGUUGUGAUAUUCCAUAGAAAACAUUGCCUACAAACUUCUGGUUUACUUCUAUUCCUGCCUGGAAUUCUAGAAAAGGAAAUAUGAAAAUUGGGAAUUCUGGAAGAGGGCAGCACAAGAAAGUAUAGCAUACAUAUGAGAAUACAGUUUUUGCAGUUACCUAUUAUCCAAUCUGAAGUAUAUAUGAUUUGGUAUCUAUGUUACGGCAAAACCUGUAAACUAUUUUUUUUUUCCCUCCCCAGUCGUUUUGGAAACUUGAUAAAAGUUUAUCUUGUGGCUGGAAAAAAUGUGGCCUAUGCAAAAUUUGCAGAUAGAGCAAGUGCCAGCGAUGCCAUAACUGCAUUACACGGCAAGAUUGUAAAUGGUGUCAGGCUAAAAGUCAGGCUGGCAGACUCGCUGACAGAAGAAUCCAACAAACGUCAGAGAACUUACUGAGCGGGUGAGUACCCAGUCUGUGCUGUUACUUAAACUGGAGUUCAACUACUUGAAAUAGCGACAGGCGGAGUAUUUUGAAGUUAGAUAUCAACAUGUAAUGAUAAACUUUUAAAUCUAUUUUUAGCUAACAACUUGAAAUUUGAUUUGUUAUAUAUUUGUAUACAUAUCUGUGUAUUUAUGGGGGGUGUGUAUGCUUAUAUAUGCAUAUGUACACUUUAUUUUAGUACAAAUCUAUUUUUUAUAAUUUUUGAACAAAUAUGAACCAGUUGAUUAACAUCAGUCUGGACAUUCAUAGAAAUGUUCACUUUAUGUACGUAAGAGUUAACAUUGAAGAGAGUAUGUACAAAUAAACAAUAGAACUGA